Molecule: messenger RNA, 1845 nt
Organism: Aspergillus wentii DTO 134E9
Lineage: Eukaryota; Fungi; Ascomycota; Eurotiomycetes; Eurotiales; Aspergillaceae
Product: phosphatidylinositol-3-phosphate-binding protein BEM1
Exons: 3
Coding region: 1-1845 (614 amino acids)
Biological process (GO): conjugation with cellular fusion
Cellular component (GO): mating projection tip
Molecular function (GO): phosphatidylinositol binding; protein binding
Source: RefSeq, a predicted model, not a curated record
AUGAAGGCCAUCAGGCGUUCUCUCAAAGGAGAGAAAGAUCCCAAACAUCACCACCACCAUAUUUCCAUCACUCCCAAGUCCGCCAUUGCCAUUCUCCCCCCGAAAAAGGUCAUCAAAGCUCUUUACGACUACCAACCCGAGUUCGGAAACACGCAGGAAUUGGCCUUCAGCAAGGGCGACUUCUUUCACGUCAUCAGCAGGGAGGACGACCUCGAUUGGUACGAAGCGUGUAAUCCCCUCAUCCCUAGUGCCAGGGGGCUGGUGCCCGUUUCUUUUUUCGAGGUCAUCGGCAAAAACGAGCGAGACAGUGGCGGCUCCGUCGAGCUGCAUAAGAAAGAGCAUCACGACUCGGGUUUCUCAGAUCGCGCUGCUCCGCUAGCCUUUUCACCUCCCCCGGAAUCCAACGUCGCGCCCAGAUACCCCUCCAUCCUGAGAAUGUCAACAUUGGGCAAAGGUGGUAACGGUGCCAUGGUUUACGGUAUCGUCCAGUACGAUUUUCAGGCUGAGCGCCCUGAUGAGCUCGCCGCCAAAGCCGGCGAGGCGAUCAUCGUCAUCGCCCAAUCCAAUCCCGAAUGGUUCGUCGCCAAACCCAUCGGUCGUCUCGGCGGCCCGGGCCUCAUCCCCGUGUCGUUUAUCGAGUUGAGGGACAUGCAGACCGGUCAGGCCGUGACCGACCCAUUGGAAGCUGUGAGAAGGGCCGGUGUGCCCAAGGUCGAGGAAUGGAAGAAGAUGACGGCCGAAUACAAAAACAGCAGUAUCACACUGGGCAAGAUUGACUCGGCUGGUGGAAGCAGUAUGAGCUCCGCCCCGUCGGUCGCUGAAAAGAUGUCCAUGGCUCCUCCAAGUACAAGCCAUUCGAGCCAGAAUGGUAACACUUUUGUGAGUAACGUGUCAGCCUCUCUGCGGCGGACAUUGCUGAUGACUCAGGGCUAUCAUCACCGCAAUACCAGCAAAGGAGCCAUCUCGCAGCAUUCAUCACAGCCCCCGCCGCCCACGAGCUACCAGUCCCUUUUGGCUCCAGUGGCUGCGUCGAUCCCCCGAUACUGCUUCGACAACGACAAAUACUGGUACAUCAUUGAGGCCAAGAUGGAAGAUGGUCGCUGCUGGGAGCUGUCCCGAUACUACCAUGACUUUUACGACUUCCAGAUCGCUCUGCUGACCCAGUUCGAGGAUGAGGCUGGUAACCGAGGGAAGCCGCGCACGUUGCCUUUUAUGCCCGGCCCAGUGACUCAUGUCACCGAUGCCAUCUCCAACGGACGACGCCAAAACCUCGACGAGUAUAUCAAGAAGCUCUUGGCCAUGUCUCCGCACAUCGCUCGCUGCCAGCUGGUCCGUCAGCUCUUUGCGCCGCGUCCCGGAGACUUUGAAAUCGACCCCAAUGCGUUUGGAGAAGACGCUCGAUACUCGGCAGGGUCUCACCACUCCUCAGGCCACGAGGCAUCCCGCAGUGCAUCCCGUACCGCAUCCCGCCAGUCCUCUCAAGCUCAAAUGAACGCCCAAGCAGACCGAGCUUCGCACCAGCGGGCGCAGCCUUCUCUGAGCAGCCCACCAUCGAUGAACCGUCAGCCAAGCUCUCUGACACAGGUGUCGACCACUUCCAGCAGCAGUGCCAUCAAAGUCAAGGUGUUCUUCCAGGAUGACCUAAUUGCCAUCCGGAUACCGAAUGACAUCAGCGUCCACCAGCUGAAGGAAAAGCUCAUGGAGCGUUUGAAGGUGAACGAGGAUAUCGUGGUGCAAUACAAGGACGAGCCCUCGGGCACAUUGGUCGACCUUCUUAGCGACAGUGAUCUCGACACCGCCAUCCAACGGAAUUCCAAACUGACCCUCUACGUGAGCCUUGCAUAA